This is a messenger RNA of Labrus mixtus (cuckoo wrasse), 6502 nucleotides long. It is a transcript of the gene gphna, whose product is annotated as gephyrin a. Gene Ontology annotation, molecular function: molybdopterin molybdotransferase activity. The record is from RefSeq and is a predicted model, not a curated record. The transcript has 24 exons. Gene Ontology annotation, cellular component: cytosol; postsynaptic specialization; dendrite. NCBI's taxonomy places the organism in Eukaryota, Metazoa, Chordata, Actinopteri, Labriformes, Labridae. The coding region runs from base 80 to 2416 and encodes 778 amino acids. Gene Ontology annotation, biological process: glycine receptor clustering; postsynaptic neurotransmitter receptor diffusion trapping; gamma-aminobutyric acid receptor clustering.
CACACACCUUGCCGUCCUCCAGAGGUGCACACACUGUUUCUAUGUAUGUGCCGGCUCGGUGCAGACAGAGGUUGUAAACAUGGCGGCGGACGGGAUGGUGCUCACCAACCACGACCAUCAGACCCGAGUGGGGAUUCUGACGGUCAGUGACAGCUGCUACAGGAACUUGGCAGAGGACAGGAGUGGAGUCAACCUGAAGGACCUGGUCCAUGAUCCCUCACUCCUGGGAGGAUUCAUAUCAGCUUACAAGAUCGUUCCAGAUGAAAUUGAUGAAAUCAAGGAUACUCUUUUGGAGUGGUGUGAUGAUCUAGAGCUGAAUCUCAUUCUCACGACUGGAGGAACUGGCUUUGCCCCGCGAGAUGUUACACCUGAGGCCACCAGAGAGGUGAUCGAGCGGGAGGCUCCAGGUAUGGCUCUGGCCAUGCUGAUGGGAUCACUCAACGUUACACCUCUCGGCAUGCUGUCUAGGCCUGUGUGUGGUAUCCGUGGUAAAACUCUGAUCAUCAACCUGCCAGGGAGCAAGAAGGGCUCUCAGGAGUGUUUUCAGUUCAUCUUGCCUGCUCUGCCUCAUGCCAUCGACCUGCUGCGUGAGGCCACGGUCAGGGUUAAAUCUACACACGCCGCCCUGGAGCAGCUGCCCUCCCCUUCCUCUCUGAUGGGCAACACGCACUCCAACGCACACUCCAACAUGCACACCAUGGAGCGCGGCACCCAGUGCGAGGAAGAGGAGGAAGAGGAGGAUGACAGGAGGAGAGGCCGCCAUGCGCACAACCACAACCAUCACCAGCAUGGCUCCUCCCACAUCACCGCAGCCGCCAUCGCUGCCAAGACAAGCCAUGCUGUGGUCAUGGCUAAGGGGGGUCCAUACCUGCCUGGAAACACACCAGCCCCACCCACUCAUUUCACAUGCUCCUGUACCCAUGACACACAGAUCCCGGACUCAAUCAUAUCCCGAGGCGUUCAGGUGCUUCCUCGAGAUUCGGCCUCUUUAAGCUCCACCCCCUCCGAGUCACCGCGGGCGACACAGGCGACUUCCCGCCUUUCCACCGCCUCAUGCCCAACACCCAAGGUUCAGUCACGAUGUGGCAGUAAUGAGAACAUUCUGAGAGCCAGCCACAGUGCGGUGGACAUCAGUAAAGUGGCUCGUCGUCAUCGAAUGUCUCCGUUCCCGUUGACGUCAAUGGACAAAGCCUUCAUCACUGUUCUGGAGAUGACACCUAUCCUGGGAAUUGAAGUCAUUAACUACAGAGACGGUAUGGGUCGAGUGCUCGCUCAGGACAUCUAUGCCAAAGACAACCUUCCUCCGUUUCCUGCCUCUGUUAAAGAUGGCUACGCUGUACGAGCUGCUGAUGGCCCAGGAGACCGCUUCAUCAUGGGAGAAUCCCAGGCUGGACAACAGCCUACCCAUACAGUGAUGCCAGGUCAGGUGAUGAGGGUGACGACCGGGGCUCCGAUUCCUUGUGGAGCUGACGCUGUGGUACAAGUGGAAGAUACAGAGCUGCUGCGGGAGUCUGAAGAUGGCACAGAGGAACUGGAGGUGAGGAUUAUGGUCCAGGCUCGACCUGGACAGGACAUCAGGCCAAUAGGUCAUGACAUCAGGCGAGGGGAGUGUGUGUUGGCUAAAGGAACACACAUGGGCCCCUCAGAGAUCGGCCUGUUGGCUACAGUGGGAGUGACCGAGGUCAGCGUGCACAAGUUCCCUGUGGUGGCUGUCAUGUCCACUGGAAACGAGCUGUUGAACCCAGAGGACGACCUCCACCCGGGUAAAAUCAGAGACUCCAACCGCUCCACUCUCCUGUCCACCAUCCAGGAACACGGAUAUCCCACCAUCAAUCUGGGCAUAGUGGGAGACAACCCUGAUGACCUGCUGUCAGCUCUCCAUGAGGGAAUCAGUCGUGCUGAUGUCAUCAUCACCUCAGGGGGCGUGUCCAUGGGAGAGAAGGACUAUCUGAAGCAGGUGCUCGAUAUUGAUCUUCAUGCCCAGAUUCACUUUGGACGAGUCUUUAUGAAGCCAGGUCUUCCUACUACCUUUGCCACAGCUGACAUUGACGGAGCACGGAAACUCAUCUUUGCCCUGCCAGGUAACCCAGUGUCUGCAGUGGUGACGUGUAACCUAUUUGUGAUUCCUGCUCUGAGGAAGAUGCAAGGCAUACUGGACCCGAGGCCUACAAUUAUUAAAGCUAGGCUCUCCUGUGAUGUGAAACUGGAUCCAAGACCAGAGUACCACCGCUGUAUUCUCACCUGGCAUCACCAGGAGCCGCUGCCCUGGGCCCAAAGCACAGGUAACCAGGUAUCCAGCAGGCUGAUGUCAAUGCGUAGCGCCAAUGGUCUGCUGAUGUUACCUCCUAAAACCGAGCAGUAUGUGGAGCUGCACAAAGGAGAGGUCGUGGACGUCAUGGUCAUCGGACGGCUAUGAUGCAGAUUUCAACGUCACUCGCUACCGAUUACCAUGGCAGUGCCAGGACUUCCUGUCUGGACAGGAAACGGGCGGGGGCAGGAAGUGAUGCAUGUCUACCUGGUCGCCAUUAGCUGUGAUGUCAUAUGCAACAGCCAAUCGGAGCCAGCGGAGGCUGAAUCCUCAUUGGUCUGCUCUGAGGAGAUCACUGUAUUUCAACGGAGAAAAAAAAUGUGAAAAAAAUAUAUGAAAUAUGAGAUUUAUUCUGUAAUAUUAUUAUUAUCCUGAUGAUAAUGAUUAUUAAUAUUCUUAAUUAAUAUUCUAUUUAUUAUUAUUAUUAUCAUGGUUCUGAUUGAAUAUUAUCAUCUUAGUAGUGAUCAUGCCCUCUUCUCCCUGUUCAUUUGCUUUGUGCGUUUGACAUUUUCCCUGGUAGAUAUAGAGAUAUAGAGACUUUCUCCUCCUUCCUCCACUCUCCCUCGCCUUUUUUCCUCCUCUACACCUUCUUUCUCUCUUCUUCUUCUUCUACUUCUUCUUCUUUUUGAUAUAGAGACUCCUUGAUUACCUCUCCCUGCACUACCGCUACAUCUGCUCCUGAAAGACACAGAUCCUUACAUCCGUAUUGACAGAUAUAUAUGAACUAAAGACUUUUAAAAAGAUAUCUUUUGAUCUAAGCUGCUCAUAAAGUUUGUGCCAGUGUGGUAAAUAUGACCCAUUUUGGGUGGGGGGGGGGAAAAAAGGAGAAAAUACAAAAGACAGGUUUUUUUCUUUCCUGAGAUGACAAGAGGACACUUUCUAACCAUCCUGAAACACUUUAACUCAUCAUUACUCUCAAUGAAAGCCAUGAAGCUCUUAAAUGUGGAUCAGUGGCUGUACAGGAAUGAUUCCUCUGGUCCAGACGUCAAAUAUUACUGCUUCUAUUGAACCAUUAUGAUUUAAUGUCCGAGAUGGGACACUGAUAGAUUAAUACAAAUCUCACCCUGCAUUCGAGUGUCUGUAUCUGAUCUGUAGUUUUAUGACAUUAAACGCAGUACGCACUUGUAUACAGAGAAGGUUUCUAUAAUGGUGCCAAUUCCAAUAUUUUUCUACUAUAAAAGGAUAAUGCCUUUGAUAUUUUGUAUUUUUCUUUUUGUCCAGAUCCCAUUGAAUGACCAUAAACAACAUUUGGUAAUUUCACACGAAUAUAAAUGGGCUGAUAACAGAUGCAAGAUUAAAAAUGUGUCAAACAGCAAGCUUUAGGGGCGCUGGAAGAAUCAAGAAUUUAUGCUAAGCUAAGUUAAAUAGCUUCAAGAUCGAGAUUCAUUUUUAUACAAAAAAAAGAGGAUUACGUGUUUGAAAAAGCUUCUCAUUUAAUCGAUCUUUAAAGUAACUGUCAUAAAAAAGACUGUUUCCAAACGUUAAAAAACUCUUCCUUCGAGUGGUUAUUUAAAUGUAUUGAGUGCUCCUUGUUUAUUCUUAAACAGCUGGGCACUUUAUUUCAAGCAAUAUUUGCAAACAGGUGAGAGAAGUUCAUUUUUAGGGACUACUUUCAGUUGUUGAUUAUUGCACAAAAUGUCCAGGAUCAGGAUGGUGAUCAUGUUAAAUGUUUAUUUUUGACUUUGUCCUGUACAAAGAACAACACAGGAAACAGUAGAGAUUUUAAAGACAUGUAAACAGACCCAUUAAUAGAAACCAGUAAAAACACUAAAUACAGCAGUUUUAUUUUUAAACUGCCACUAACCUGUUUCUAAAUGCUAAGCUAGGUGUAGCUAAGGACACCUUUUGUGUUUAUCCACUAAACAUUUUUUUUUUACCUUGGGGUGAAUGAUUCACAGGUCUCUUCCUUUUAAAAUCAAAUGGAACCAAUAUUUAAAAAACACUAAAAAAAAAACCCCACUGAAUUAAAGAGUUUCAUGUUAAAAAAAAGGGUCUAGCCAACACUAUUUGGAGGGGGGUUCAGGGGCUGAAAGCUGAGCUGCCAAUAGUCUAUUUCAAGGAUAUUAAGUUUCACAUAAAAAAGGUCUCUUUGAGGCUCCUCAGCGGGGUUUCAGUGGCUGCUAGCUGAGCUGUUUCUAUAACUUUAGCUGACUGUUCAUAAAAGUUUUUCUUAAUGUUAUUUAAGUGAAGAAAUGACAGUGACCAGAUUUGAAUACAAAGAGAGUCUUCGGCUUGAAGUGUUUAAUUUCCUGGCUGACGGUUGACACUUACAGAAACUGAUGGUUGUUACAUGUUAACUUUGGGCUCAGUUAACCUCAGAUGCUCAGACGCUAACAUAGGAGCUAAGUACUUUAUGACACUAGGCUGAAAAAAGAGGAACAAAGAGUCAACGCUAUACGAGUGAUUUCUGAGCAAAUUCAAGGCAAUGUUCAAACAUGUCAAGAGGAACAGUGUGGCUAAAUGUUGUGUCUUUAUUAUCUUUUUGGACAACAAUGAAGAAGCUCUGUGGCACACAGGAAUACGAUUUAUACAAUUUUGAUAACACACUCAAUCACAAGUCGGCAGAAUCUGUUGGUUCAGGUCAUUCGAUGGGAUUCAUUGAUGGUACGAAAAAUACAAUAUCAUCAGCCUUAUACUUUAAGUAGCCAAAGAUCAAAGACUUUACCGAGAUGGCCAAUUACACAUCUUCAUCUUUUUUCAAAUCAACAAACGUGAGCGAACAAGCUGCUUGAUUGUGCUGUGAAAUAAACUUCCAACCCAACAUCACUUGAAAGCAGGGUGUUGUGUUCAGGUGCUCGUAAACUACAAAACUGGUCUGUUCCUACCAUGACAGUGUAAAGGUGCUUGUUAAAGUCAAAGAACAAAAAAAAAAUCGAAAUCAUUUGACUGCUUCUCUCUCAAUGUGCUGUACGUAGUCAGAGCUACACUGAGAAAUCUAGACAACCUUAGGCUGAGUUUACUGUUAGCAUAAACAAGCUAGUAGGCUGAUUAGUUUCCUGCUGAUUAAACACCAAAAUUGUUUACCAAUUAACAAGGACCAUUUAAAUGCAUCAGAUGCAACCUGUGAUUACUAAGCAUUCACCAAUGCACCAUACCUUAACUCCUCAUGUUCCUCUGAUUCUUCCUGUCAGUGUGAUCAGUGCCAAACAAACCCCAAGGCCGAAAGUCUAAUGCUGCAUUCAGGUCAUAUCAGGAAAAAGUGGUACCUAUUUGAAAUUAUUCGUAUGUAGAGAUAUACUAGAGUUUUUUUUUGUAUAUGUAUGUUGCGCCUGAUUAUCCUCAAUUAUCCCCAGAGAUAACUUCUGGAUCCAAAGCUCAUAUCUCCUACCUUUCCUUUGUGACUUGAAUGCAGCGCUAGUCAGCACUUCUGAGCUUUGACCCCUCUCCUGAUAGGCUGAUACAGUCUUCCUCCACACAUUCCCUCACCUCUUCCCUCCCCUCUCAUCUUCCUGCCCUCCCCACACUCUUGCAUGCCCAUAAAAGGGGCGCGUUUUCUUCUCUUUGGGCAGGUUUCACUUCCAGGCGUGAGAUCAGAGGUGCAGCACCUGGGCGGGGUCUCCUGAUAUGACUAAAUGAUAUGUCCAUAGCAGUUGUUGAAGCGAUCAUAGCUGCUUAUAAAGAAAGCUUAAAGUCCAGGAUUUUGGUACCAACACUGUCUUCUCAUUUUUUCCGCUGGCUCAGAUGUUUGAAACUUCCCAGUUACCUCAAAUGCACCAUAAAUCUAUCCAUCAGUGGCUCAUGCUGGGUUCAUGUCAUAGAGAAGAAAUGGAAAGAAGAGUAUGCAAAAGUUUAAAGACCCGUUUGUUAGAUGAAUAAACAAAAAAAAAAGGAUAAUUCAAUUUAUGUUUUCUGAAGCUCGUAUUCACGGUAAAGCCGUGAUGACAUGAACGCAGCAUCAGAACACGUCCUGGCACCUGCCCAAGGAGAACCAAUCAAACCCAGAUAAAUCCAUUUGAGUAAGAAGACGCAGGUUAUUGUUAAACUGCCUUUGUACUGAGUGAUUCGUAACACUGGACUUAUCUCAGUGUCACACUGCACACACUAUAAACUAUGACCAGCACUUGUAAUGAAGCAAUGACACAGCAUUCUACUACUACUGUACAAAUAUGAUGAAGAGGAUGUUCUUUUCUGUAAUGAUAAUGAUAUUAUUGAAACUGAAGAUGAAUUAAUAAAAAUAAUCCUGAUUAUUCUGUA